Drosophila obscura is the source of this 2736-nucleotide messenger RNA. RefSeq names its product dynein regulatory complex subunit 6. The coding region runs from base 107 to 2167 and encodes 686 amino acids. The record is from RefSeq and is a predicted model, not a curated record. The transcript is spliced from 3 exons. Gene Ontology annotation, cellular component: SCF ubiquitin ligase complex. Gene Ontology annotation, molecular function: protein binding. Lineage: Eukaryota; Metazoa; Arthropoda; Insecta; Diptera; Drosophilidae. Gene Ontology annotation, biological process: SCF-dependent proteasomal ubiquitin-dependent protein catabolic process.
CAACACUUAACUUUAAGGGGGGGUUACAGUUGUGUGGGUGGUCAAUCGUUGCUGCAAGCUGAUCCCAGUUCAUUCAUAGGUUCUUGCUAGCAUCUGCAUAAAUAGAAUGUCGUCUUUGGAAUAUUCUUCCGCCAGAUAUGACGAGCUACCGUUAGAGAUUGUUUUGAAAAUAUUUGGCUUUCUGGAGUACUCGGAUCUUCUGGCGGCUGCAUCGACUUGCCACAGAUGGCACUCGGCAUUGGAACAGACCGAGUUCAAAGCGCGCACCCGUGUCUGUUUCUCGAAAGUGGUGCUCUCGGAUACACAGAGUCCGGCAGUGGAUUUGCUGCGAUGCGAAAGGCGCUUCAACCACUUUAUGCUCGAAGAUGUGACCCUUGGGCAGGUGAGGGAGCUGCUGAGGUUUAUAGGUCAAACGGCCCAGUCUCUGACGCUGGACAAUGUUGAUCUGAAUGACAAGCAGUUCUAUGGCAUGUUGGGAGUGCUACCGCACCUCCAUUCGCUUUCCCUGAAGCGCUGCUUGCCGCUGUUCAUGUCUGGCUCCUUUCUCGAAAGCUACACCAAUUCCUUCGCAAAUCUCAACGAAUUGGCCAACAACUUGGCGGGCAUGCGGGAACUGGCGCUAUGCGAUAAUCAAUAUCUCACCGACGCCAUCCUAAUGCGACUCACGUCGUUCAUGCCUCGCCUCGAGGUGAUCAAUAUGUCUGGCUGUCAAAUAGCCUUCCACAACGCGCUGCAGCGACGCUUCUACCCCAACUCAAACUCCGCCGACAGUCUGCUGCCCAGCGAAUCGUUGCUUACAUUCAACUUUAUUCUGACCAUUCUGAACCUGCAGCGCAGAACGCUGCGGGAGUUGGACUUCAGUAACACCCUCAUCGGACAAUCUCUGCUGUCGCUGUGCGAUCUCGAUCUACAGUUGCAACGCCUCUAUCUGGGCGGUUGCAGACAGCUAAAUGCCACGACGGUGCGAACCUUCCUCGCCACUCAACCGCUUUUGACUGCCUUGGACUUGUCGGGGACCACGUGCGUGACCGAUGAUAACUUGGCCUGCAUUGCGGAGACAAAUUCGCAGCUCGAGCACUUGAAGAUCAACGGAUGCACAUGCGUCACUAAUGUGGGAGCGAUCCACCUGCACAAGCUGCGGCGCCUGAAAAGCCUGGACAUCUCCAACUGUGAUGGCGUAACCAGCGAUGGCAUCACCGCGGGCGUGGCAGCCGAAGAAAACAACGUACUGCUAGAGCUAAAUGUGUCGCACCUGCAAAUCUGCGAAGAAUGCAUCAAGUCCAUUGCAAGCAAUUUGCGCUCCCUGCGAUCGCUGCAUCUGAACAACUGUGUGAAUGGGGUCACAGAUGAGGCCAUACAGUUCGUGAUUGGUCAGCUGCGUUGGCUGCGCGACCUGUCCCUGGAACAGUGCUCUGCCCUGACAGAUGCUGCUCUCACUGGCUUAAACAUAUCUAAGCUGGAGCUGAGUCGCAAGCAAUCGGGCCCUCAAGCGUCUACAAUGGAGAACUUCUACCCACCGUAUAGCCAUAGCUUGGGGGAGCGAGACGGCUCUCUGCAGUCCAUCAAGAUAUCGCUGAGGAGCAAAGCAGAGGACGAGAUCGUGCGCGAUGCCAGACGCAAGCAGGUCAUGCUGGCCGCCUACGAAAUGAACCUGAUACAUAAGGAGGACUUCGAGGGGCACAACAUUCAGCAGCUGCGGGGUCUGCGCUCCCUCAACUUGCGUGGAUGCAACAAGAUCAGCGAUGUCUCCCUGAAGUACGGCCUGAAGCAUAUCGAGCUACGGCGAUUAAUGCUCUCGAAUUGUCAGCAAAUCUCCUUGCUGGGCAUGGAGGCUCUGGUCAACAGCUGCCCCUCCAUUGAGGAGCUGGAUCUGUCCGAUUGCUACAACAUCACAGACAGAACCAUGCAGGUGGUCACAGCCAAUCUGCCCCGCCUGCGCGCCUUGCAUAUCAGUGGCUGCAGCCAGCUGACCGAGCACACUCUCGACGCCAUCAUCGUGAACUGCACUGGUCUGCAGACCCUUUCCGUCUACCGAUGCCGCAGCAUGUACGCGGACAUCGAGGAGCGUUUGUCCGGCAUGCACACGCUGCGUAACCUCAAUAUGGACAAUAUGACGAGCAUCGACAAUGCCGAGUUCUUUCGCUUAAAGAAACGUCUCGAUUACUGAUAUUUUGCCGCCGUUUUAAUUGUUUUAGUACUGUAUUAUUUUCAAUUGUACAAUUUUCGCUAGUCACAGGUCCGGAUUCCCAGUACCCCCCAGUUCGAUACGGCACGGGAAACCUAUUUUUAGCACACGACCUUCGCAGCUGUCUUUUGUGGAGAGGUCUUUAGAUAUGAAAUAUUUAGCAAAAUAUAUAUACAAUUUUUAUAGAUAUGUAUAGUAUAUAAGUAUAAGUAUGCUCACAUAUGUAUGUACAUUUACUGUACAACACAUAAUAGGAAAAUGAUUAAUUAAUUUCAUUUGUGAAUUGGUUAAUUUCUAUAGGGAAAAAUCUGUCCACAAGUAUUGUAUGUGUGUAUGUACGUAGCUGUGAUUUUUUUUAUGAAAUACUUACAAUUCGUAUGUUAAGUAUAUGUAUGUACAUUGUACAUACGUAUUUGUUGUAUUGUGUGAAAUGUUUCUUAAAUUCAUUUAUUUUAUGUGUUAUUUUUAAGUGUUGAAAAUGUGUUAAUUUGUUACUAAGGAAAUCUAAGGAAGCUAAAAUAAAUAAAUAACUUGACUAAUCGUUGCCAAAU